AUGUAUGGUGUGUGCUGCAGACUGGAAGGCACCGUGGAUUCUAUACCACAGGGCCUAUUAGACGGCCGCCCUGCCAGUUCAGUGCUUCUCACUCAUCACCAGUAUCAACAAUUACAACACAUACAAGCACAACAAGAACAAGCUGCUGCAGGAGGAUUAACAUUAACACUUCAUCAUCAAACUACAGGUACAGGAAAUAAUGGCGUACUCACAGGAGGACCUCAACUAGUUCUUGCAAGUUCGCAGGGACAAGGAAUAACCACUUUUCCAACUGUAACCACUCAACAAGGUACAACAUUACAUCACCAUACGAGUUUUCAACAAGUGCUGCAUCAACAUGUUCAGCACUCAAACAUUCUUCACUCAACAAGCAUACGACAGAUGGGUGCCCAACAGCACACAUCUGGUACAAUGGUUCAACAACAACAGGCUACGGCAAUAUUGGAUACCACAAACACAAAAUGUAUACCUCAAUCACCUUCAUCACCAUUCUCUUCUCGAUCACUUACUCCCUCUCCUCAGCAGAGGGUUAUUACACCCCAACCACAAGUUAUCCAUCAGGUGAUGAGUGCUAAUGGGCCGGUUUUACAAUUUAUUCAAUCAAAUAGUCGAAAUAAUGUAAAUAAUGUUCAAGUAAAAAAUAAACCGCCCCAAAUAUUACCUAAACCUAAUAAUCAUAUACAGAACCAUGCUAGUAUUAACAGCAUUAAGUCACAACAAACACAUCAUUCAACCUCUAUACAUAGUCAACAACAAGGUGCUUUCUUGAUAAAUCAAAUUAUGCCAACUGCUGGUGUAAUAGUCGGUCCUCAAACAACUAGUGGCCUUCAGCUUUUUCUCAGAUCCCCCAAUACUCAAAACCAUAAUACCCAACAAGCUCAAGUCACUUGCAAUGGUACUCAAAUUUUACUUCAACAACAACCUAGACAACAGUCGAACCAGGUUGUGAGGUUAGUAAGUGGCCAAAGUGUUCAAUUACAGCAAAUCCAAACAUGUUCUGGUCCAGCUUUAGUUGCACUAUCGCCUCAAUCCACUAUCACACAGUCAUCAAAUAAUAGGUCCAUGAAUAUUAAAAAAAAGAAACCAAAAAUGCAUUCAAGGCCACACGAUGAUGAACCUGUACGAUUAGACCUUGCAAAUCUAAUCAAACUAUCUGGAAUUGAUGAAGAAGAAUCUGGUACACCUACAAUGCAACAAAAUCAAUUAAAUCAAAAUAAUAGAAUACAGCAAACUCCAACCCCCCCUCCACAAUCUCAUCAACAAUCUGCACCUUUAUUAGCUCAAUUGCAAACGCCUACUUCUUCAUCUCAAGGAGGUUUUCGUUUGUCUUUAGUAGAAGAUGGGCGUAUGAUUGUACAUCAACCACAGAUGACCACUAAUACACUAACUCAGAAUGUUUCUGCAAGUGUUGCUGCUGCAGCUCAAUCACAGUUAGCUCAGUUAGUUGCUGAUCAUGGUGGUCACAUUCUUCAAAAUGCUGUUCUGAGUGUGGCUGGUUCCGAAUCAUUACUUCUCAAAGGAGGCAAUGCAACGUUACCCACCCAACCACAAAAUGGUUCUGGCAUGCGUAUUUUGGCGGAUGUUUCUGGUCGUCUUCAAAUUGUAACUGUAUUAGAACCCCAAUCAUUACAACAAAAUAUUAUUAAUGGCCAACAUUUGAUGUUCCCCACUGCUGGUACUCCUGUAAGUGUUGAAAAUCGACAAAAUCAUCAGCAAUUUGUCAUGUCAACACCAGUAGAAGAUCAACAAAAUAAAGUAAUGCAGCAAAAUAAUAGUAUUCGAGUAAUGCAUAGCAGUAGUACAAUGGUGUCAAGCUUAGACCAUCAACAAAAUAGUAGCAUUCAACUUGUUUCUAACAUGAUGGAUAGUCGGCUGUUAGUAGCACCUAAUAAUGAUUCUUCAAGAAAUAAUGAUAUUUUAUUUAAUGAAGAACAAAACCGAUUGCAAAUAGUAACUAAUUCUUCUACAAUGAAUAAAAAUGUAGAGUUACAAAAUCAAUCGCCAAUAAUUCAUACUUCAGAAAGAGUGAUGCAAACUUCAAUAUCAAGGUCUAAAACCGUACCAGUAUCUUCACAUAGUCCUAGAAAUAUUCAAUCUGUGAUAAGUCCUCAAUGUAGUCCAGCUAUGUCUCAUAGCUCUAGAAGCAAUUCAAAGAGCCCUGCCUCCUAUAAUUCUCCUAUACCAUCCCCAAAUGUUUCUCAGUCAUUUACUCCAAUGUUGCCAAAUCGGCCAAAUUUAACAAUUGUAACGUCACCCCAACAAAGCAACAUGCAGUUUUCAAAACCAUGUGCUGCCGUUAUAUCACAAUCAAAUGAUAAUCACAUGACAUUGUCUAAUUACCAAACAUCUGUAAUUAAUAGAACAAAUAACAGAAGUCCAUUAGCGGUUCCAUCAAAAAUAUUUAGGCCAAGUAGUCCACCUAAAGCUUCUGUUCCACUAGAAGUUCAAUCUCAAAAUGCGUUUUUAGAUAGUAUUGCCCAAUCUCAUCCAAAUAUAUUGAUCAAUAAGACUAUGGUUGUCCCACCAUGUGCAAAUAAAGCACCGAUUAAACCAAGAAAAGUAAAAAGAGCUGCUGUUGUGAAACCAAUGGUAUUUCAAUGUGAUGAAAAAGAGAAAGAACACCAUGAUACACCAGUUCCAUUGAAUUCCCCAGAAAGUAGUAUUUCAAAUCAAAGGGUAAAAACCAUACAACUUACACCACAAAAACAACAGUUGUUAAAAGCAGUUCAAAAUCAAAUAUCUGCUUUGAGCGCAAAAAAAUACCGCACAAGUAGUGAGCAAACUGCUUUACAAAGAUUGUUUAAUGAGCAACAGAAAAUUUUACAAUGUGGCAAAAUUGUUCCUACUGUUUCUGGGCAAAAUUCACAAGGAAUUACCUAUGUAUCUACACCUGUAAGAUUGGUGCCUCCACCUUGUCAAAUGGCUUCAAGUCCACCUCAUACCUUGUCACCUCCUCUUACAGUGCAAACCUCAACUAUUGCAUCUCCUCCAACUAGUAAUAAAUCAACAUCUCCCUUACAUGUACAAGUCGGAACUCAAACGUCUUGUGAACCUUCACCAACUCUUCCUGCAUUCAGUGCUUCAAAACGAAUAUCGUUAAUUUCUGAGAGGAUAGCAGCUGAUCAAUCAGGUGCGACUAAUCCAGAUGUCAUCACACCAUUUAGUUCGGCAAGUGAUGCUGUAAAAAGAUUAUCACGAUAUCAUUGUUUAAAUGAAGCAGUGUUAUCAGAAAGAGAUUUGGAGUUGGCUGAUGAAAUUUUUGAGUCGACUGCCAAACAAAUGUUAGAUAAAAAAGCAUCAUUGUUUAACAAAUACCGUUACCUAUUAUUUAAAGAAAGCAUGAGGGAAGUGCAAACAUCUGAAUUGAUCAUGUUGGGUCGAAAAUUUGACGCUGAUGAGUCUGCACAAUUACAACAGUUAAAACAAAAUUUGAACACAAAUUCAGUUAAUUCAACGAGUUGUAGUGAAGAACCUAUGUCUAAAAAACGUGAACACCAACUGGAGGAUGAACAGUCUACAUCAGAAAACAAACGGCAUUGCCCUGAUGAUGAAGAAAUCAAUGCACAGGUGCAAAAUGCCAUAGACAGUAUUUUGAAUUUGCAACGCAGCGAUCCGGCAACGGAUGAAGCGGUGCGCAGCAUUUUACCGUCCUAG
Messenger RNA from Macrosiphum euphorbiae (potato aphid), 3654 nucleotides. Lineage: Eukaryota; Metazoa; Arthropoda; Insecta; Hemiptera; Aphididae. The record is from the annotation of a GenBank genome assembly.